This is a messenger RNA of Lodderomyces jiufengensis, 2340 nucleotides long. RefSeq lists its product as uncharacterized. Gene Ontology annotation, cellular component: membrane coat. Bases 1 to 2340 code for a protein of 779 amino acids. Gene Ontology annotation, biological process: intracellular protein transport; vesicle-mediated transport. The transcript has a single exon. The record is from RefSeq and is a predicted model, not a curated record. Lineage: Eukaryota; Fungi; Ascomycota; Pichiomycetes; Serinales; Debaryomycetaceae.
AUGAAUGACUCGUUGUCGAAGAUUACUUCGAUGAUAGAGUCCGCAAAGGAUCUAUCAAUUGAAGCAGCGAUGUCAGCUUCAUCAAAAUUAAUGGACUCAACAACAUCAAGACCUCAUGAGAUCUCCAAUUUAUUAAAUUCAAGAUCAAAUAGAGAUAUAUUAAAUGGUAUGAGAUGUGUAAUAUCAAUAAUUUCAAAAGAAGAAGAUGGAUUACCAUAUUUUGCAGAUGUUGUUAAAAAUAUUACAAAUGAAAGUUCAAAAGUUAGACAAUUAGUUAUGAUUUACUUAACAAAAUAUGCUGAUGCAGAAGCUGAUACUGCAUUACUUUCAAUAAAUUCAAUUCAAAAAUCAUUAAAUGAUAAAAUACCUGCCAAUAGAGCUAAUGCUAUAAGAUCCUUAGCUGGAAUUAAAAUUGGAUCAAUUGUACCUAUCUUAACGUUAAGUUUGAAAAGAACUUCAACUGAUCCAUCACCAUUAGUUAGAGCAUCAGCAGCAUUAUCCAUUGGGAAAAUUUAUGAUAUAGCAGGAAAAUCAAGAAAACAAAUUUAUGAAAUUUUGGGUAAUCUAUUGGCUGAUAGUGAUGUAAUUGUCGUUGCUGCUGCAAUUAAAACUUUUUACAGAAUUAAGAAUAAAUUGAAGAAUCCUAAAAAAUGGCAAUACAUACAUGGAAAUUUUAGAAGAUUUUGUUCAUUAAUUACAAAAUUUGAUGAAUGGACUCAAGUGUUUAUAAUGGAAAUAUUAACUGAAUAUUGUCGAACUUUUAUUAAAAGACCUACUAAUGAAGAAGAAAUUGAUCCAGAUUUAAACCUAUUUAUUACCUCCUUACAACCAUUAGUACAAUCGAUAUCAGAUAUAGUUAUAAUAAGUGUCGCAAAGUCAAUUUAUUUAUUAGCACCAACCUACUUCCAGGAAUAUCAUUUGGAGAUAAUGUUGCUUAGAAUUGCAACUACAUCACUGGAUCAAGAAAUUGCAUUAUUUGCGUUACAGUCAAUAUUACUAGUAUGCAAAUAUGAUCCUAAAUUUUAUGCAAAAAAGUUCAAACAGUUUUAUUUGACACCUGAUGAAUUUAUACAAGUAUCAUUAUUGAAAUUAAACAUUCUAGCCCUAAUAGCUAAUGAAGAAAAUUUUAAAUACAUUUUGGAAGAAUUAAAAUAUUAUGCAUUAUACUCAAAAAAUACUUUAGUAUCAAAGGAAUCAAUAAAUGCAAUGGCAAAAUGUUCAACAAUAUCUUCAGAAUGGAGUCAAAAAAUAUUAAAUUGGUGUUUGACCAAAUUAGAAAAAUUAAAAGGAAAUUUAAUGAGUGAAAUUUUAACUGUUAUACGUUAUAUCAUUCAACAAAAAUAUGAUUUAAAUGGAGAAUCUGAAAAGUUCUACAUUGUGAAAAUAUUAAAAAAAUUAGCAGCAAUUUUAGAUAAUAAAGAUUUGGAUUUAGAAGAUAAUGCUAGAGCAUCAAUUAUUUGGACAAUUGGUGAAUAUACUAUAUUGGCUGAUAAUUUAAUUGGACCAGAUGUUUUAAGAGUUUCAAUAAAAAAUUUUGCACAAGAACCUGAAUCAGUGAGAUAUCAAUUGUUAGUUUUGGCAUGUAAAAUUGCAACAUAUGAACUUAACAAAAUUGAAAAUGACCACUCAGAAGAAGAUAGGGAUACGGUAAAUUUGAAAGUACAAGAAUCGAUCGAGUUCAAAAUGUUUCAACAUGUUUUACAUUUGUGCAAAUAUGAUAACUCAUAUGAUACCAGAGACCGAAGUAGGAUGUUUAAUGUUUUAUUAAAUUCUGGUUCUGAUAGAUCACAAUUAUCUUCGUUAAUAUUUCAAGCUCCAAAACCAAUUCCAUCAGUUGAGAUAAACGGAGAUGAAUUAAACAAUAAAUCUAUAACUAAAUAUUUUAAAAUUGUUGAUUGGACUAAAAAUCAAAAGGAUUUACCAUCAUCUUCAAUAAGAGAUGAAACUCCAAUACAAUAUAACAAAUUAUCAAGUUCUUCAAAUGCAUUUAAUAAAAAAUCCCCAAGUCCAAUUAGUUUUAAUGAAAAUUCUUUUUCUUCAAAACAAGUUAAUGAAUUACCAAAUUUAAUAAAGUCCAAGAAUUUAGUUACACAAUCUGCAACGAAAGCUAGUUCGUAUAAGUUACAAAGUUUAGAUGAAUUUUUCGGAAGUGAGGAAGAAGAAUCUAGUGAAGAAGAAGAAGAAGAAGAAGAAUCUAGUGAAGAAGAAGAAGAAGAAGAGGAAUCAAAUGACGAAGAUGAACAGGAAUUGGAAGCGGGUUCAAAAGAGUCCGAAGAAGAAGAAGGAUCCGAAGAAGAGGGGAAUCAACAGAACAAAUUGAGUCUAGACAAAAACAUAUAG